Messenger RNA from Saprolegnia diclina VS20, 1698 nucleotides. RefSeq lists its product as hypothetical. Lineage: Eukaryota; Oomycota; Saprolegniomycetes; Saprolegniales; Saprolegniaceae. The record is from RefSeq and is a predicted model, not a curated record. The coding region runs from base 31 to 1584 and encodes 517 amino acids. The transcript has 4 exons.
AUCGUUUUUUCGUUGCCGACGACACGAAGGAUGGAGACCCGGCGUCGCGCCCUCGCGGUCUUGGCGAUGGCCUUGGUCGCGCUUUCGACCAGCGUCCAUGGCCUUGGCUCCACCGACGGCUCGAGCAUCAGCAUCUUGGACAUCACGCCGCCGCCCGCGCAGCCGAUCGGAACGCACGUCGUGCCGCCGAGCAACCACACAGCCGUCGACGACGUCGCCUCGCCGAGCCCCAACACGACCGAGGUGCAUGCGGAGAAGGAUGGCAUGGGCGACGAGCCACCGGAACCAGAGGUCGUAGACGUGGCGUCCGACAAACCAACGACGCUACCUGGUAAUGCAGAGCGACAAAAGCCCGUGGUCCCCGCGGGAGUCGACAGCAUCAGCACGAGUGCUCCAACAACCGAGUCCACAGAGGUCCCUACGCCGAUUCCGUCCACCUCGAACGAUGCACUGCAGCAUCCGAAAGCGAUCAAGAACACGGAGCCUGCGACUCUUGCUCCGACGGGGAGCGAAGACAGCGCCGAGGUUACGGCCAACGGGACGGCAAGCUCCAAAACAACCGCACCGUCAGCUACGUCCAGCUCGAGCAAGCCAGCUCUCGAAACAAAAACGUCUGCGCCAAUGACGACGCCCGCGCCUACGACUCCGAAGGAGACCACGCUUACCACCGAGGCUCCAACGACACUCGCGCCUACGACAGAAGCGCCGACAACACCCGCACCUACGACGACGCAAAUUGCAGCAACCAAUGCGCCCACGACGGCGUCCUCCAAGGCAACGAGUCGUCCGGCGCUGCGGACUGCGGCGCCCAUUGGUAAGGCGACCGUGGACGGCGGCGACGGUCUCGAGCAAGGCGAUACGACCGAGCCCGCGGGGGUUCUCGAAGGCGAUGAAAACACUGUCGUCGUCAACAGCGAUGCGCGCCCGAGCAACAACAAGAACCGCGCGAUCAAGCCGACGAUGAUGUACGCGACGAUUGGCUUUUUCGGCUUUGGCGUGCUCUGCGUCUUUUUGAUUCUGCGCCGCCGCCGCGCACCGACCUCGUCGUCGCCCCGCCACCAUCGACCGGCAGCGCCAGCCUCGGGCACGUCGGGCACGUACGCCAAGCUCUCCAAUCCGCACGACCCGUAUGACGACGUCGAUGACAUGGACUGGGACGAGGAGUCGUGGGAUGACGCGGCGCCAUCGACGCCCCGACGCCGUUUGUCGCCGGACGCGCACAACCCGUUCUCGCGCGGCCGACCGGACCCAAGCCCGCCCAUGACGCCGCUCUCGGCGCCAGUCAUGGAGACGACCACGAGUGUGCCUGUGAUUCCUGUGAUCCCGCCGCCCGCGCCGACGCUCGCCCAGCCCAUUAACCCGUUUGCUGUGAAGCACGACGUCUUUAGCGAGUUUGGUAUGGUGCCCCAAGUGACCACGGCGACCAAGACGCCACCGACGUCCUCGUCGCCACCCAAGUCGGCGUUGCCGCACAGCUCGCCACCCAAGCCGACGACGACGGCACCCGCGACUAACUUAUUUGCGAUGGAGAUGGACGACCACGCCGAUGCGUCGGGCUGGGACGACGACGAGUGGGCCAACUAACACAACACACAUCUUCCGAUACAGCAGCGCGAGACUAGUUAAACCAGACGCUUACGACCCGAUCGCGUGUUAAGUAAUAGAUUGUGUAGCCAUUUGGCUUCGUUUUGUACUUCC